AGCCGCUUAAAAAAUUAAAAGUAAAAUCUCGUUUAUCUACCGGUUACGUCUAGAACCAUCUAGCGGAAACCGAACAUUCUACAGUCUUCACUCUCAAACACACUGGAAUUAUCGUCUUCCUCUUCCCCAAGCCACCAUCCGCUUUUGAGCUUUUCCCUUCCAGUAUAAAAUAGCGUGCCAUUCCACUUCAAACCAUCUCAAAGAGAAUUGAAAGCUCACUGUGUACUUAAGCAACUCAAAUCGAUUCAAUUUCCUCUGAUUUCAAUUUCACAGAGUACUAUGGCUUCUUCAAUGGCUAUUAGGAGAGCUGCCGCCACGACAUCUUCUCUUUUCAACAAGUUCGUCAACCCAGCGCGCCAGGCAGCCGGCGCUCCUUCUGUUUUCAGAUCCUUCAACACCAAUGCUCAGAUGACGGCCUACGAGGACGAUGACCGUGACGUCGACGUUGAACGCCGCUCAGGCCGAUCUGUCUCUCGCCGCCGCGACUCUACCCCUGGCGUCUUUUCAGAUUCAUUCGAUCCGUUUUCUCCCCCGAGGAGCGUAAGCCAGCUAUUGAACAUGAUGGACCAAUUCCUUGAGAAUCCGCUCGCCGCAUCGUUCGGCGGGUUUGUUCCUGCCGCCGCGCCGAGGAGGGGUUGGGAUGUGCGAGAGGAUGAGAACGCGCUCUACAUCAAGAUGGACAUGCCAGGACUGGACAAGGGCGACGUCAAGGUCAGCGUGGAGGAGAACACGCUAUUGAUUAAAGGCGAAUUGGCGGAAGAGGAGGCAAAGAAGAACGACGGAGAGGAUUAUGGACGAAGAAGGUAUUCAACAAGGCUGGACAUUCCACCGAAUCUGUACAAGCUCGACUCCAUUAAGGCAGAGAUGAAGAAUGGGGUGUUGAAGGUAGCUGUUCCGAAGGUGAAGCAGGAAGAAAGGAAGGAUGUUUUCCAAGUCAAUGUAGAGUGAGUGGGAGGGCUUAAUUGUCACUGAGGCUAUAGAUGAUGGGAUUGCCCCUCAGUGUUCACUUAUUCUUUUGAGAAUUUAUGUUGAAUCCCGAUCUCUGGUUUCUCAAAAUUCAAAAAUAAACAUUUUUGGAUUAUAGGACUUUGUGAGGUAUAUGUCUUCCCCUCGGGGUUGUGUAACAGGCAGAUUUUGAAUUUUUGAUCAAGCAACUUCUUGGUCAAAUUUAACAAAUUCCACUCUUAAUGCACACCUCCCAAAUAUCACACAUUUCUCUUGUCUCCGAAUUGCC
Cuscuta epithymum is the source of this 1234-nucleotide messenger RNA. NCBI's taxonomy places the organism in Eukaryota, Viridiplantae, Streptophyta, Magnoliopsida, Solanales, Convolvulaceae. The record is from the annotation of a GenBank genome assembly.